Molecule: messenger RNA, 1491 nt
Organism: Fusarium oxysporum Fo47
Lineage: Eukaryota; Fungi; Ascomycota; Sordariomycetes; Hypocreales; Nectriaceae
Product: alternative oxidase-domain-containing protein
Exons: 3
Coding region: 95-1156 (353 amino acids)
Biological process (GO): alternative respiration
Cellular component (GO): mitochondrion
Molecular function (GO): alternative oxidase activity
Source: RefSeq, a predicted model, not a curated record
UAUCAAACAAUCAGCUCGAUCGUUGAUAAGCUGAGGCAGAUACCUGCAAUAAGCAUACCAUAUACUGAAGACACCAAAACUCUUGCUCGCCCCGAUGUUGUCAUUCCAACUUCAGCAUAGCCAAGCUUCACGACAGGCGGCAAAAGCUGCUGCACUUGGCUUUGCUCGAACCAUAUCUUCUUCUUCGUCUCUGACGAGAGCUCCCAUAACUCUUCGAGCCGGUUGUGCCGCUUCCCAGCAACAUCGGCUCUUCUCAUCGACACCGACACACCAACUUCGUGACUUCUUUCCGGUCAAAGAGACGCCACAUAUCCAGACGACCAAGCCAGCCUGGCCACACGAAGGCUACACAUAUGAUGAAAUGUUGGCGGUCGAACCCGCUCAUCGACCUCCCAGGACAGUUGGCGACUAUACAGCCUGGAAAAUUGUCCGCUUUGCCCGAUAUUGUAUGGACAAGGCCACAGGUAUGGACCGUGAUCAGAAAUCCGACAAGACCAAGCCGACUACAGCCAUCGAGGCUGAGAAGCCACUUACCGAGGCUCAAUGGUUGAUUCGAUUCAUCUUCCUCGAGAGCGUGGCGGGAGUUCCAGGCAUGGUUGGGGGCAUGUUGCGCCAUCUGGGCAGCCUUCGACGCAUGAAACGAGAUAAUGGCUGGAUCGAAACACUUCUCGAGGAGAGCUACAACGAACGAAUGCAUCUUUUGACUUUUAUGAAGAUGUGUGAGCCUGGUUGGUUCAUGAAGAUGAUGAUCAUCGGUGCUCAGGGCGUCUUCUUCAACAGUCUGUUUGUGUCCUAUCUGAUCUCGCCCAAGAUUGUCCACAGGUUUGUCGGUUACCUUGAAGAAGAGGCUGUUCACACCUAUACUCGUUGUAUCAAGGAGAUCGAAGAUGGCAACUUACCCAAGUGGAGUGACCCCAAGUUCCAGAUACCCGACAUUGCUAUCCAGUACUGGAAGAUGCCAAAAGAGCACCGUACGAUGAAGGACUUGAUCCUUUACAUCAGGGCUGAUGAGGCCACUCACCGAGGAGUCAACCACACGCUUGGUAACCUCAACCAAACGGAGGACCCAAACCCAUUCGUCAGCGAGUACAAAGAUCGUGAGCCACCCAAGCCCGCACUGAAGCCCACCGGCUACGAUCGCGUCGAAGUCAUCUAGGGUUGUCACAAAGCGAUCACCAACGUUAGCCGAAUAAAGCCUCGCGGCAUCAGACGAGCUUGUACGAAUUACCUUGUCUCAUUUGUUCGACAUAACCGGAAGUUCUUGGUUUGAGGAUUGUAAUUCUUGCUUAUUUGCAUAUGAUACCACUGGGAAAUAGGAGUUCAACUGUGGAAGGAGUUUGGCUGGUUACUUGAAAACAAAUCUGCAUUUGAUGGCGUUCUAUUACGGAAUCCCUACUCUUGACGGUCUUAGGAGCAUUGUUUUAGUUGGGUAAAAGAAGAAGAAGAAAAAACCAUAUUCCAGUGGUAAAACGUUCUGAUUAGUUCAACCAC